AUGUCAACUGAAAAAGCACCUGAAACUUCGUCCACCUCCAAGAGCGAUGGCGAAGUAUUCCAACUUGAAGCACUUUCCUUAAAUUACCUACGAAGCCAAAAUAUUUUAGCAAUUCCGGAUGAUAACCAGUUACCAAGACUCCACCCGUGCAAGCUCUGUAAUAAAGCCAUACUAAAUUUCCGAUUCGAAGCUUUCACAGUAUUGUGUUGUGGGCAUCUGCUCCAUCGAAUCUGCCUUGAAACCCAUAUCAUACGAGGCGGGGUACGAGAACCUUCAUGUCCAACCUGUAAUUGGGGUAUCGAAAUUAAUAGAGAGGAGCUUUCUCUAGCUUUAGGUGUGUAUCGUAUAGAGUCUAAAGAUAAUGAUAAGGGACAGGCUUCCCAACAAUCGAAUGUAACCAUUACUGAUGAAGAUGAUGAUGGAGGAUUGGAAAUUAUGCGAAGUAUGGGAUUGAUAGAAGAGGACUCGGCUACAGCUGAGAAAACAAAACCAGUUAAUACGGAGGAUCGUGGGACAAGCCCGAUUGCUAGCGAGGUGCAGGUCAAUUCAACCGAUCAAGAUAAUGCAAAUGAAAUCGCAGGUUCGUCCUCACCAUCACUCAAACGUCCCUACCAACUACCAUCUGGAAAUUCGCAGUCUACUAAAAAAGUUAAAAAGAGUAACGAAAAGAAGGAUGGGUCAAAGAAUCGAAAUGAGGUUUCCUCGAAUGUAGCAAAGAAGCUUAUAGAGGAGUUAUCUACCGAAACAUCCCAAAUAUCGGAAGUUGUGGAAGAGAGUACUGGUAAUUUUCACGACUUAUAUGUUGCAAUCAAUAAAGCCGAAGAACAAAGCGG
Acaulospora morrowiae is the source of this 833-nucleotide messenger RNA. Lineage: Eukaryota; Fungi; Glomeromycota; Glomeromycetes; Diversisporales; Acaulosporaceae. The record is from the annotation of a GenBank genome assembly.